Molecule: messenger RNA, 627 nt
Organism: Clupea harengus (Atlantic herring)
Lineage: Eukaryota; Metazoa; Chordata; Actinopteri; Clupeiformes; Clupeidae
Gene: tomm7
Product: translocase of outer mitochondrial membrane 7 homolog (yeast)
Biological process (GO): protein import into mitochondrial matrix
Cellular component (GO): mitochondrial outer membrane translocase complex
Source: RefSeq, a predicted model, not a curated record
GGCCACGCUUAGAAACUACUUCCGCUUGGAAGUCCUUCAGAGUCUCGUACAGUGUGAGGAUCGUUGAAAACAUGGUCAAGCUCAGCAAAGAAGCCAAACAGCGGCUCCAGCAAGUGUUCCAGUGUGGACAGUUUGCUGUCCGAUGGGGGUUCAUCCCUACUGUUUUGUAUUUAGGAUUCAAACGAGGAGCUGAUCCUGGCAUGCCUGAGCCCACACUUAUAAGUUUGCUGUGGGGCUGAGGGCUUGCAGAGACGACCAUGGGAGAUUGGGCCAUUUCCACCGCACCAUCAUCUCCACCUACGGCUGGCGGCAGACCUCAUGCCAACCCCAGGCUCCUGCUGAGAAGACAAGGCCAGCUCGACCUUCUGCUGGACUGGAGUAUGGUGUCCCAUGAAGGACAACCUUAGUCUACAGCCUGACCACAUACAUUACUGUCAUUUAUAUGCCCUCAGAGACUAUAUCGUUGUUGUUGUUUUUUUAAUUGUUUUUUUGGUAAAGUGUCAGUGAUUAUGUCCAAGAGGUGCUUGACUUUGCCAUGUAGGUCUGUGCAGUGUACAUGUCUGCCUAUUUUGGUAAAAGUCUGUGUUUUACUUCCACAAUAAAUUCCAUGUAUGUGGAUCAAGUCUU